UACGUACGCAAUAUGAUAUGAUUAAAAAAUUAAAGACCCUGUUAUGUCAUGCUCUCAAGUUCCGGGUCUUUCACAAUCACGGCAGCAAAAAGCCAUGGAUUUCAUUCACAAAUUCUUGAACAUUCUUCUUCCUCCUUUAACACUUCUUCUGCUCUGUUUUCUAUUGCCACCAUAUUUUAUUUUCAAGUGUCUUCGCUAUGUAAAAAGGUCUAUAUUCGAAGAAAAUGUCGCUGGAAAAGUAGUGCUAAUCACUGGAGCAUCUUCAGGCAUUGGUGAGUAUCUUGCUUACGAGUAUGGUAAAAAAGGAGCUCGUUUAGCUCUUGUUGCCAGAAGAGAAGAUCGUCUUAAUGAAGUGGCUGCUAAAGCUAGCGAGCUUGGAUCGCCAGAUGUUAUAGUGAUUUGUGCCGAUGUUUCCAAGGUUGAAGAUUGUAAGCGGUUUGUAGAUGAAACAGUUAAUCAUUUUGGUCGCUUGGAUCAUCUGGUGAACAACGCUGGCAUUAUUAAAGUCAGCAUGUUUGAAGAUGUCAACUCAAUCUCCGAUUUCCAUUCUAUUAUGGACAUUAACUUCUGGGGUUCACUUUAUGUAACGCAUUUGGCAGUUCCACACCUCAGAAAAAGCAAAGGGAAGAUUGUUGUCAUUUCUUCAACUGCUGGAUGGUUCCCUACACCGCGAUUAAGCUUCUACAAUGCAAGCAAAGCUGCAGUAACAAGCUUAUUUGAUACAUUGAGGACAGAAUUUGGUUCGGAUAUUGGAAUAACAAUAGUGACUCCGGGAUUGAUAGAGUCAGAGAUGACAAAGCCCGAAUUUAUUUCGGAGGCUCGAAUGGAAUUUAUACUGGUUGAGUCAACUGAAACGUGUGCCAAGGCAAUUGUGAGCGCGGCGUGUCGCGGAGAAAGGUAUGUGACAGAGCCAUCCUGGAGCGGAGUCUUGUUUGUGGUGAAGCUUCUUUGCCCUGAAGUAGUUGAAUGGUUCUGCCGCUUGCUUUUUAUCAAUCGACCAAUGGGUUUCAAGAAAAAUGCUUAGCAACAGCUUGUUAUUUUUGUUUUUAUCACUUAAUUUCCUUUGAAUUUACCAUUGCAGACUUGGGAAAGUUAGGAGAAUUCCUAUGAAUGCUUUCUAGAAUAAACGUUAUUUUGUAUGUAGGUUUUCUGUGUAGAAGCCAUUUUGCCGUUGUUUCCCAAAAGACAUAUGCGAGAAGAUACUCUCAAUAACAACAUUUCCUAUAGUUCUUUAGUUA
Mangifera indica (mango) is the source of this 1238-nucleotide messenger RNA. RefSeq names its product 11-beta-hydroxysteroid dehydrogenase A-like. Gene Ontology annotation, molecular function: oxidoreductase activity. The transcript is spliced from 6 exons. The record is from RefSeq and is a predicted model, not a curated record. NCBI's taxonomy places the organism in Eukaryota, Viridiplantae, Streptophyta, Magnoliopsida, Sapindales, Anacardiaceae. The coding region runs from base 44 to 1024 and encodes 326 amino acids.